AUCCAAAUGCCUUGUCCACCACUCAUUCCAUACCCAAACAAACCUCUUUUCACCAUUCAGAUUCACAUGUGAGGGUUCAACCACAGUCCUAUCCCUUAUAUAAGGGAACUGGUUUAUGUAUGAAAUUGUCCAAAUAGUUGUCUGCUGCUAGAAAAAUCUCUCCUUUCCAUUGGUCAUCUGAAAUUGCAUAGAGGUUCAUCAAGGACUCUUCAGCAUCUCUGAAAAGGUGUUUUAUACUUUUUCUCCAAAAGCAAGGGACAGCCACAUAAAAGCUAUCCACAACCAGAAAGCAUGUUGCUAAGAAGCUCUUCAACACCAGUUCUUGGUUCCCUUCUCUCUUCCAUCACAGAUACUCCUAGUAAUAGUAUUCACACUGAAGCCUGCCAUGCACUCAAGCAUCUACCACCUACUAGUGUCCCACAACAUCACCACAAACUGUCUUUACAUCAAACUGGGUCCUUCAGUCUCUCCACUUUCUCAUGCAGUUCUUCUCCAAUCUCCCCCUCCAUUGCUGAACUUGAAAGGCAAAACAAAGGCUUCAGAAGAGUUCAAUCUGAAGGGAACUUGGAAGACUUAGCCUACUCUUCUUUCAACAACAACGAAGACAGAUUUAAUUAUGCAGACCCUCCUAAGAGGUUUUCAGUGAGACAAAGAUGCAUGGCACUGGAGACCAUUCCAUCUUUCUCUAUUUCUAAGCACAAAGGCUUGCGUCAAGAAGAGGAAGAUGAAGAAUGGGAAAGUGACAGUGAAGAUGAGGAAGAAAUAGGAGAGUUGGAGGAAGAGAAGAGGGAAAUGGAAGGAAAAGGUGAUGGGUUCAGUGUGCUGAAUAGUGGCUAUGGUAUGAUAUUGACUGAAGAAGUGAGAGUGAAGGAGGGGCUUUUCAGGGUGGGUUUUGCUGACAAGGGAGAGGUUGGUGGUAAAGAAAUGUAUCUUGCAAAGGGUCUUGGCAUUGAUAAUGAUGGCUGUGGUAAAGGCAUAGGUGGCUGCAGAGGUAGUGGUGGAGGCAGUGGAGGUGGUGAUUGUAAUUCCUCUGGAGGGAAUGAUGGAGAUAGGCAUGGGGUGGAAGAAUAUUAUAAGAAAAUGGUGGAGGAAAAUCCUGGGAAUCCAUUGUUUCUGAGGAAUUAUGCUCAGUUUUUAUAUCAGUGCAAACAAGACCGUGAAGGAGCUGAGGAGUAUUAUUCCCGUGCCAUACUAGCUGACCCAAAAGAUGGAGAAGUGUUAUCACAGUAUGGGAAGCUAGUUUGGGAGCUUCAUAAUGACGAAGAACGAGCCUCUAGCUAUUUUGAACGAGCAGUCCAAGCCUCUCCUGAAGAUAGCCAUGUACAUGCAGCAUAUGCUAGUUUCCUUUGGGACACAGAGGAAGCCGAGGAUGAUUGCAAUGAGCCACAAUGUUUACCACCACUUGUUCGUCAGGGAGCUAUGGCUACUGCAGGUGCUUAAUGGAGAUAUGAUAUAUGAUAAAUUGGUGAAGAAAUACCAAUUCCAUUAAACAUUUUCUUAAGUACAUAAGGGUGUCUUAAGAUGUAUUGAAAUUCUUAUAUUGAAGCCAAUGUGUUCUGUUGAUAAGUGAGCACAUUUUAUUAACUGAAAUCAAAAAACGAUCUAUUACUUUGA
Molecule: messenger RNA, 1614 nt
Organism: Gastrolobium bilobum
Lineage: Eukaryota; Viridiplantae; Streptophyta; Magnoliopsida; Fabales; Fabaceae
Exons: 4
Coding region: 292-1440 (382 amino acids)
Biological process (GO): RNA processing
Molecular function (GO): protein binding
Source: RefSeq, a predicted model, not a curated record